AUGUCCUUCCCGCUUAACAUGAUCAGCCAAACAGGAGAUGAAAUCAAGACAUACCUCAGAUGGGACGAGCGGAAAAAUAUGCAGCAUGUAGCCUUCGCAACUAAAAUCGACGUCGCUCACAGUGGUGUCCUAGACUCUACCCAGAGCGCCUACGCUACGUUUCUAGAAUCUACACCCCCAGAGCCUAGACCUCAGAUCGAAAAGUCCGACAUCGUAUGGUCUCGACUUUUAACCCUCUAA
Molecule: messenger RNA, 240 nt
Organism: Aspergillus puulaauensis
Lineage: Eukaryota; Fungi; Ascomycota; Eurotiomycetes; Eurotiales; Aspergillaceae
Exons: 2
Coding region: 1-240 (79 amino acids)
Source: RefSeq, a predicted model, not a curated record